UUUAUUCUCGAAUCUGGUUGCCAGUACAGCGUGGCCACUAUUCAUCUGAUGGUCUGAUCAUGUUACGAUUGAUGUUAUUGUUAGCGUUGAUACAAAUCUCGGUCCGAUGUCACGAAAAUGAUCGCAUAAUGAUCAACAAUAGUGAUGAACAGAACAUUCUAGACAAUGUAUUUGAUUGGGUGUUUGGUGAACCGGACAAUGACCAUGAAUUGGAGCAUCAUUUCGGAUAUUUACGCGGUGCCGGAGAUAAUAAUGAUGAUCUAUCGCAAUUAGCACGUACGCUUGGAAUUAAACCGGAAUUUUUCAAUUUUAAAGCUCAUGAUUAUGACAACAAUGAUCGGAUCGAUGGACUCGAACUAUUAGCUAUGUUUCUUCAUGAACGAAAUACAGGCAAUGAAUCAAGCAAAAAUGGCGAACAAACGAUAAAUUUGUGUGCAAAAGCGAUUGAUCGUCUUCUUGAACAAGAAGAUCGUAAUCGCGAUGGCUAUCUAGAUUUUAGCGAAUAUGCACAAGCUCGACAACGGAUUGCACAGAUUCAAGCCAAUGGAUAAAUCGACUGCUGGAUUGAAUAAUGAUG
Dermatophagoides pteronyssinus (European house dust mite) is the source of this 577-nucleotide messenger RNA. RefSeq names its product multiple coagulation factor deficiency protein 2 homolog. The record is from RefSeq and is a predicted model, not a curated record. NCBI's taxonomy places the organism in Eukaryota, Metazoa, Arthropoda, Arachnida, Sarcoptiformes, Pyroglyphidae. Gene Ontology annotation, molecular function: calcium ion binding.